UUGGGUCAAAAAUAAUGUUAUUCCGAAAAAGAAAAAGAGCGAGAAACCCCAAUAGUCAAUCAAAAUUGUAUUUGGAUCCUCCGAUCAUUGCAGAGCAAAGAUCAUUCGGUGGAUUUAAAGACGAAGGCGUCUCUUGAGAGUUCGAGAAUCGAAAAUGGAGAUAGGAGAUUUUGCAGCCAUUUUUGGGGAACCCAAGGUGGAGUGGAUAAACAGGGCUUCGCUUACUUCGCACCCAUUUUUGUUCCAUGUUCAUACUCCUAAUCCCUCGCAUCUUAGAUUUUGUGUUACUGAUUUCCAUUCAAACACUUGGGAAUCCACCAAAUCGACUCUCCAGCUUCACGACAUGGUGGGCUUCUUUAAUUCUCUCUAGAGAUGAGAUUGGAAUUGGAGGGGCUAUGUCAGAAUUUGUUGAUUAUAUCAUUACUUCCCUGAAAUUUGGAGAUGUAAGGCUUAGGUUGGAAGAACAAUCGGUGGAUGAUGGUGCAGCUUGUGCCAAAUUAUGUGCUCAGAAAUCUAAAGGAAUGCCUGUUUUUUCCCUUUCUCUCACGAAACUCUUUGAUUGUGCUGCUUCUGAAGCUAUAGCAACUCUGUCCUUGGGGCUCUUCAACUCAUUAAAAGCCAAGGAAUGUUCACUUCUAAAAGAACAAGAGCGCUCCCUUCAGUUGACGACCAUGAUAUCAACCGAAAAGGAAAAGUACGAAAGUAUUCAAAGCCAACUCGGGCAAUAUACAAAGAAACAGAAGUUACAAAAUAUGAACGCCUCAAAUUCUCCAGACAAAUCUAUUGGUCAUCAUUAUAUUGGCUUGACAAAAACCACCAAUCGUGCAGUGCCAGCACAUCGCAGGGCGAAAACAAGAGGUGCCCUUUUGCAAGACUCUGAAGAUGACAAUGAACAAGAGCAUUCCCUUCGAUCGACAUCGGAGGAUAAGGAAAAGGAAAAAGAGUUACAAAAUACAAAUGCCUCAGCCAAUGUAGAUGGGUUUCACAAGUCUCCUGCGGACAAACCUGUUAUUCAUGAUAUCGGCUCGACUAAAGUCACCAAUCGUGUCAUGCCAGCACAUCGCAGGGGACGAACAAGAGGUGCCCUUCUGCAAGAUGAUGAAAAUGACAAUGACAGGUAAAACCCGACAUUUGUGAUGACGAAUAACCAGUUUUCUGCAUAAUUUUAAUCGUAGUUUCAAUACCGAGGAGGCAACGAAGUAAUACCGAUGAGCGAUCGGUUUCAUCUUUCCCAGUAAGGUUUAAUUUUUCUGUCUAUACCUAUGACGAAAGAGCUUGUGCAAUCCAGAUAUUUGGUUCUUGUACAUAUUUAUUUGCAUUCGUACUAAUCAUAACGUGGAAAUAUCUUGAUGCACGUGACAUACAAAAUACAUGAGUUCUCCAUAGCUUUAAAUCAUGACAUUUAUUUAUGG
Cucurbita maxima (winter squash) is the source of this 1412-nucleotide messenger RNA. RefSeq lists its product as uncharacterized. The transcript has 11 exons. The record is from RefSeq and is a predicted model, not a curated record. Lineage: Eukaryota; Viridiplantae; Streptophyta; Magnoliopsida; Cucurbitales; Cucurbitaceae. The coding region runs from base 246 to 1121 and encodes 291 amino acids.